Molecule: messenger RNA, 1085 nt
Organism: Helianthus annuus (common sunflower)
Lineage: Eukaryota; Viridiplantae; Streptophyta; Magnoliopsida; Asterales; Asteraceae
Product: TLC domain-containing protein 2
Exons: 3
Coding region: 100-942 (280 amino acids)
Biological process (GO): membrane assembly; regulation of membrane lipid distribution; phospholipid homeostasis
Cellular component (GO): plasma membrane
Source: RefSeq, a predicted model, not a curated record
GUGUGCGGUACUAGAUAAGCCACAUCGACCCCAAGGCGUAUUAGAUGAUCAAUCCCACAGUCAACAAAGAACCACCAAAUCUUCAAGUUCAGGUGCACCAUGGCCGGCGAUCAUCGUCGGGUUCAGAAGAAAAACGGAACAGGUGCUUUCUUCUUCUUCAUGGCUACUCUCAUCAUGUGGGCCGUCUCUGUUUUCUUCGAAAUUCUCUUCAACAAGCGUACGGAGCUUCUUCCACUCAUCUUUGGCUUCUCUUUUUACCAAUUUUCCAACUGGGUUUGCCGGAAAUUCAUCUCCAGAGACCCUCUUCUGGUCAACACUUGCGUCUCUCUUCUCCACUCUUCCCUAACCUCUGCUUCAGUGGUGUUCAUUUUGGUGAAGCAGUUGGCAUCUAAUGAUGUGAAUCAGUUAUUUGAGCAUUCGCAGCUCGUUAACACUACAUGGCCAUGGGCGUACUCAGCGUUGUGCAUAUCAUGUGGGUAUUUCGCGUACGAUCAAUUGGAUAUGUUGCUCUAUGGUUUGUAUAGUGGAUGGAUACCCUCCAUUCUAUUGCAUCAUUUUAUUCUCCUUGGAUGCUUUACUCUAGCCCUAUACCGAAAUGUCACAAUCAACUAUCUUAUUCUAACUCUUAUAUGCGAGUUGCAUUCUAUCUUUCUUCAUGUGAGAAAAGUGAGGCGGAUGGCUGGCUUACGCGAUGGAAAGAGCAAGCUAGUUAAAAUCGAAUGGUUCUUAAAUAUGAGCACCUUCGUAUUGGCACGUCUAUUAUCUCAUGUGCUAAUUACAGUCAAGCUAAUCAAAGAUGCAUCUAAGUUUGAGAAAGGAAUCGAGCUUCCACUCGCUCUGUUUGGUAUGGCGGGUAUGAAUUUGCUUAAUGUUUUCCUUGGCAUGGAUCUCUUCAAUGCUUUUAGGAGAGAGAGAAACCGACACAAUGUUCAUGAAUCGUAGACUUCAUGGUAAAACACAUCUUUGUUUGGAACACAUCCCUAUUUCUACAUUGGGAGAUAAAAAAAUGUAGAUUUUUGUUUGUAUUACUUGGACAUUGAAGAGCUAUUGUGACCCAUAAAUUCCAGUUAUUUUUUUCAACCAAA